AUGUCAACAACGGAACCGGUGGCAUCUUCGUCACUAGAGUUAUUACGUUCGACACGUGGUAUUUCACCGGAAAAACAGUAUGCUUUACAAAAAAAAGUUUUCGAAAGGUUUGCGACCGUUAAACUUGAUGGACAGAAAUAUAUGAACCGAGAGGAUUUUAUUUCGGCUAUAGCACCGGGGGAGGAUUACAAAAAAAUACAAAAAGUACAAUUCGCUAUAUUGUUUAGGAUAGCUGAUAAUAGGGGGAAAGGUUUAAUAUCUUUUCAGGACUUUAUAGUAUUCGAAAAUCUAUUGUCAAAACCUGAUGCGGAUUAUGAAAUCGCUUUUAGAUUAUUUGACGUGAAAGGUAAAGGCAAGAUCACCGUUGAACAAUUUAAGGAGAUCCUGACCUCAAAUGUAGAACCAGAUAGCGUUCCUUUUAAUUUCGAUUGUGAUUGGUUAAAAUAUUAUGUUGGAUGGAAUAAUGACAAGAAACACGAAUUAGAUUAUGAAGAAUUUACUCAAUUGUUAAAAGGUUUGCAGGCUGAACGUUUGAGACAAGAAUUUAAAUAUUAUGAUCAAGAAGGAUCAGGUUACAUCGCUCCUGAAUCUUUCAAGCGAAUCAUCCUAUCUAUCGCGAAACAUAAAUUAUCUGAUUAUCUCAUAGAACAUUUACCCACUCUAUGUAACAUAUCAGUCGGUAAAAAAAUAAACUAUGCUACCGUUGUGGCGUUUCAUAACGUUGUAAGACAAACGGAUAUGGUUGAAAGGAUUGUGUUGAGGGCUAUAUCAGAAAGUAGUGAUGGAUGUAUCACGAAAAACGAUUUUCUUAAUACCGCUGCAAAAGAGACGAGAUUUUCUUUAUUUACCCCAUUAGAAGCUAAUAUAAUAUUUCACUUUGCUGGACUUGGAAAUCCUUCGGGAAGGUUAAGUAGAAGGGAUUUUUCACAAUUGUUGGACCCUAAAUGGCAAAGAAAACCAGAUCAACAUAUACCAGAAAAAACACAAGCAAAAGAACAUAAAGGAAUUUUAUGGGCCGUGUUACAUCACAUGUACUCUUUUACUCUUGGGUCGAUCGCUGGUGCCGUUGGUGCAACCGUCGUUUAUCCAAUCGAUUUGGUAAAAACGAGAAUGCAAAAUCAGAGAUCAAAGGUUGUAGGAGAAUUAUUAUAUAAAAAUAGUAUCGAUUGUUUUCGGAAAGUCAUAAGGAAUGAAGGCCUUUUAGGUCUUUACAGUGGUCUCGGUCCUCAAUUGGUUGGAGUUGCUCCGGAAAAGGCUAUCAAGCUGACAGUGAACGAUCUUGUAAGAUCAAAGUUAAAGAAUGAGAAUGGCAUGAUUCCAUUAAAAUACGAAAUUUUGGCUGGUAGUACUGCAGGAGGUUGUCAAGUGAUUCGACUUCAAAUACAAGGAGAGAUGGCAAAGAAAUUAUCACCAGACAUUCAACGUAGAUCAGCGUUGUGGAUAGUAAGGAAUCUCGGAAUAUUAGGAUUAUAUAAAGGAGCGUCGGCGUGUUUGUUAAGAGACAUACCAUUCUCGGCCAUUUAUUUUCCAGCAUAUGCACAUCUUAAAUCAGAUGUGUUUGGAGAGGGACCAGAGAAAAGUCUAAGCAUAGGAGAGUUAUUAUCAGCAGGAGCCAUAGCUGGAAUGCCGGCAGCGUAUUUAACCACACCAGCCGAUGUGAUCAAGACAAGGUUACAAGUUGAAGCAAGGAAAGGGCAAACAGCUUACAACGGUAUAUUUGAUGCGGCAAGGAAAAUCUGUGCAGAAGAAGGAUUCAAAGCUUUCUUUAAGGGAGGGCCAGCCAGAGUAUUCAGAUCAUCCCCACAAUUUGGUACAACUUUAAUGGUUUACGAAUUGUUGCAACGAUGGUUCCCUUGGAACGCUACAGAAGAAAAGGUUGGUAAGGUUGUCAGCAAUGUCACAGAAACUGGGGAUCUGGGUGGUUACCUUAAAAGUAGAAAUGCCUUAAAAAUCUUAUUGGAUUUGGAUUAUAAAUUUGGGGUAGUUCCAAAGAAUAUUAAUGUACCUAAUGUUGCAUCUUAA
This is a messenger RNA of Funneliformis geosporum, 2022 nucleotides long. The record is from the annotation of a GenBank genome assembly. Lineage: Eukaryota; Fungi; Glomeromycota; Glomeromycetes; Glomerales; Glomeraceae.